AUGGUCCCCUGGAUCUUGCAGAAGCCUCAUAACACGGGCCCCUGGAUCCUGCAGAAGCCUCAUAACACGGCCCCCUGGAUCCUGCAGAAGCCUCAUAACACGGCCCCCUGGAUCCUGCAGAAGCCUCAUAUGGUCCCCUGGAUCCUGCAGAAGCCUCAUAACACGGCCCCCUGGAUCCUGCAGAAGCCUCAUAACACGGCCCCCUGGAUCCUGCAGAAGCCUCAUAUGGUCCCCUGGAUCCUGCAGAAGCCUCAUAACACGGCCCCCUGGAUCCUGCAGAAGCCUCAUAACACGGCCCCCUGGAUCCUGCAGAAGCCUCAUAACACGGCCCCCUGGAUGCUGCAGAAGCCUCAUAACACGGCCCCCUGGAUCCUGCAGAAACCUCAUAACACGGCCCCCUGGAUCCUGCAGAAUCCUUAUAACAAGAUCCCCUGGAUCCUGCAGAAGCCUCAUAACACGGCCCCCUGGAUCCUGCAGAAGCCUCAAAACACGGUCCCUUGGAUCCUGCAGAAGCCUCAUAACACGGCCCCCUGGAUCCUGCAGAAGCCUCAUAACUUGGUCCUCUGGAUCCUGCAGAAGCCUCAUAACACGGCCCCCUGGAUCCUGCAGAAGCCUCAUAACACGGCCCCCUGGAUCCUGCAGAAGCCUCAAAACACGGUCCCUUGGAUCCUGCAGAAGCCUCAUAACACGGCCCCCUGGAUCCUGCAGAAGCCUCAUAACACGGCCCCCUGGAUCCUGCAGAAGCCUCAUAACUUGGUCCCCUGGAUCCUGCAGAAGCCUCAUAACACGGCCCCCUGGAUCCUGCAGAAGCCUCAAAACACGGUCCCUUGGAUCCUGCAGAAGCCUCAUAACACGGCCCCCUGGAUCCUGCAGAAGCCUCAUAACUUGGUCCCCUGGAUCCUGCAGAAGCCUCAUAUGGUCCCCUGGAUCCUGCAGAAGCCUCAUAACACGGCCCCCUGGAUCCUGCAGAAGCCUCAUAACACGGCCCCCUGGAUCCUGCAGAAGCCUCAUAACACGGCCCCCUGGAUCCUGCAGAAGCCUCAUAUGGUCCCCUGGAUCCUGCAGAAGCCUCAUAACACUGCCCCCUGGAUCCUGCAGAAGCCUCAUAACACGGCCCCCUGGAUCUUGCAGAAGCCUUAUAACACGGCCCCCUGGAUCCUGGAGAAGCCUCAUAACACGGCCCCCUGGAUCCUGCAGAAGCCUCAUAACACGGCCCCCUGGAUCCUGGAGAAGCCUCAUAACACGGCCCCCUGGAUCCUGCAGAAGCCUCAUAACACGGCCCCCUGGAUCCUGCAGAAGCCUCAUAACACGGCCCCCUGGAUCCUGGAGAAGCCUCAUAACACGGCCCCCUGGAUCCUGCAGAAGCCUCAUAACACGGCCCCCUGGAUCCUGCAGAAGCCUCAUAACACGGCCCCCUGGAUCCUGGAGAAGCCUCAUAACACGGCCCCCUGGAUCCUGCAGAAGUCUCAUAACACGGCCCCCUGGAUCCUGCAGAAGUCUCGUAAAGCGGAAAACAGCUUGAUGGAUAAAGAUCAGGAAGAAGAAAACCGAACAAAAAGCCUUGUGUCCGCUCCAGGGAUCUGCCCCUUAUAA
Molecule: messenger RNA, 1593 nt
Organism: Bufo bufo (common toad)
Lineage: Eukaryota; Metazoa; Chordata; Amphibia; Anura; Bufonidae
Product: early nodulin-75-like
Exons: 1
Coding region: 1-1593 (530 amino acids)
Source: RefSeq, a predicted model, not a curated record